Messenger RNA from Diaporthe batatas, 900 nucleotides. RefSeq lists its product as uncharacterized. The coding region runs from base 1 to 900 and encodes 299 amino acids. The transcript has a single exon. Lineage: Eukaryota; Fungi; Ascomycota; Sordariomycetes; Diaporthales; Diaporthaceae. The record is from RefSeq and is a predicted model, not a curated record.
AUGUCUAAUCGUGGUAUCAAGCUUCACGCCCAGUUCGGGAUCUUGCCCCUUAAGGACUCCAACAAUACUUGUCUUGUCCUCCCAGUCUGCUGGCUACAGGGUAAGGUCUAUGGCAUCCGGAUGAGAAACACCGGUGGGGCUUGUUUCGUUCGACAGGACGCCUACAGCUUGUUCCGCGUCGGGUCCCGGGAGUUGGCACAUAGGCUUGUGUUUGAACCGUAUCUCCUGACGGAAAUUCCGCCGGAGAAGGAAGGGAAAACGAUCGUUUUGAAGUCCCGCGAGCGCGUCUUGCAGGUCGUGAUGCCACAGAACCUCAAGAUAUUUUGGCGCUGGCCGUGGCAACAAUGGGACGAGCAGGACGCAGUGUUCUUCGGACCCGAGAGGUCGUCAGAGGACUUGGGAUGGGCAUCAGUCAAGGUCGUCGCCUGGCCAGACCCCUCCUUCUUGAACGGCCCCGAGGCGCCAACCACCGUCAGCUUUCUCUUCUACGCCCUUGGCUGGGCGUCGGACCCUACGAUAGGAUCAUUGCCAUGGUGCACCGUCCACAGGGUGCGAGGGACGGCUGAUGCCCGUGCCCUAGAACAGAUCAACAACGACGCGGUCAGGCACUGUUGGAAUGCGUACAGGCUCUCCAACCGGCUCUCGAGCAACAGUGUCUCCGAGCAGCCCUUUGCAGUGGCGGGUGAGACGGAGGAGGCCGCUCUGCUCUUGGAAUACGACAUCAGCUGCGUAGAAGACGCGACAAAGUGCUUGAACCCCUUCUGGAGGGUUACUUUUUCAUGGCGCCAGGUUCAUAGGGGCCAAAUCCCGAUGGCAUCAAAUCGGAAUUGGGCUGAUAUCAAGGGACAUUCCUUCAUAGACCAUCCGGUGGAUGUUGUGGAAGACUGCAGGCUACCAUAA